Messenger RNA from Thermothielavioides terrestris NRRL 8126, 321 nucleotides. RefSeq lists its product as uncharacterized. The annotation marks the transcript as partial. Lineage: Eukaryota; Fungi; Ascomycota; Sordariomycetes; Sordariales; Chaetomiaceae. The record is from RefSeq and is a predicted model, not a curated record. The transcript has a single exon.
CCAUACCAGUUUCUGGACAAAGUUGUGGUCCACGACAAGUGUCUCGAGCUGAUGGAGAACUGCCACAUCCAACGAGACUUGAUGUACAAUAGCGGGCGCAUGGAGGAUGUGUUCUGGGAGCGCGUCCAAGCCAGCACGUCCUGGGCCGGGCAGGUUCCCCGACACAUCAUCCGCACUUUGGCUCUCAAGUUGACCCAGGCCGCUUGGGCGCACCACAAGAAUCCCAAGAGCGACAUCACGGGCGAGCCGAACGGGUACUGCAAGCUCGCCAUCGCCGCCCUCCGCUUCGCCAACGACAUCUUCGUGUACGAAGACUUCCUG